Macrosiphum euphorbiae (potato aphid) is the source of this 768-nucleotide messenger RNA. NCBI's taxonomy places the organism in Eukaryota, Metazoa, Arthropoda, Insecta, Hemiptera, Aphididae. The record is from the annotation of a GenBank genome assembly.
AUGUCAGAAUGGUUUAUUAAAAAACAACAGAUAAUGUUUACUAAAAUACCACAAGAAAAUGAAGCUGCAGUAAAGGUUAGUUACGUGUUAUCAGAGUUAAUUGCCAAACAUUCGAAACCGUUCACUGAAGGUGAUUUUAUAAAAACGUGUUUGAUUAAAACUGCUGAAAUUAUUUGUCCCGGAAAUCUAAAAGCUUUUCAAAACAUUUCAUUAACACGAAAUACGGUUGCUGAAAGAAUAACUGAACUAGCUUGCAAUUUGAGUAAUCAAAUUAAAAUUAAAAUACCUACAUUCGAGUAUUUUUCAAUCGCUUGUGAUGAAAGUACCGAUAUUGGUGGCACAGCUCAGUUAGCUGUGUUUUUUCGUGCUUGCGAUAUGGAAUUUAAUAUUUUUGAAGAGUUAUUGGAAAUUAUACCUAUGUUUGAUACUACUACAGGAGAGGAUGUAUUCGUUUCUGUUGUUGAACUCUUGAAAAAAUAUGAUUUACCUUUGGAAAAGUUGUCAUCUGAUUUUUACAGUUUUGUGCCAACACGUUAUGUAGAAAUUCGUAGAUUUGCAAGUAAAAUUAUUUCUAUGUUUAGUAGUACUUAUCAAUGCGAGCAACUUUUUCCAUUAAUGAACAGUAAUAAAUCACCCGUAAGAUCCAGAUUAACCGACACACAUCUAAAUGCAGUAUUAAAAGUGGCUUCGUCAAAUAAUAUGUCUCCCGAAAUUGAAAAGUUGGUGGGAGAAAAGAGAUGUCAAAUAUCGUCUAAAAAAAAUUAUUAA